Molecule: messenger RNA, 1623 nt
Organism: Trypanosoma rangeli
Lineage: Eukaryota; Euglenozoa; Kinetoplastea; Trypanosomatida; Trypanosomatidae
Product: putative protein kinase
Exons: 1
Coding region: 1-1623 (540 amino acids)
Biological process (GO): intracellular signal transduction; protein phosphorylation
Cellular component (GO): nucleus; cytoplasm
Molecular function (GO): protein serine/threonine kinase activity; ATP binding
Source: RefSeq, a predicted model, not a curated record
AUGACUGUUGCGACUACAAUCUUUCGCCAUCCAUUGGCCUCAAAGCGAUUUAUGAUGGUCUUCUACAAUGAAGUGGGGGAUAUGAUUAAGGAGUUGUUUGAGUUGCAGACACGCUAUGUGGCGAUUGGCCCCAUUGCAAUGGGGGCGUAUGGUUUUGUCUGCGCCGCGACAGACAACGAGAUGGUAGAAAAAUUUCGUCUAAACCCACCUGAGGAGUACAAUGACACCUCCCUCUCUCCUGAGGAGCGCCAGGACAUCUACCAGCACCAUACCAUGGUGGCGGUGAAGAAGCUGCGGCAGUUAUUUGAGCGUAAUCAGCCACGCAUGUGGUUGUGCGCCACACGUGAGAUUCAACUCAUGAUGGCCUUUAAACACGACAAUGUCAUGUCUGCCCUAGACUUCUUCAUCCCACUUGGCGAGUGUGAACGGAUGACGUACGAGUCUGUCGACUACCUGUGGCACAACUUUGAUAGCGUCUACAUUGUCAUGAAGAAAAUGGACUACACGCUACGGGAGGUGCUGGAAUCUAGUGUCUACCCCGCGACGGAUGUCUUAGACGAGGGUGGUGAGGAAUUCAACGGGAAUCCGACAACGACAAGUUCCACCAGAACAGCGCAGAGUGAUGAUAGUGUUGAUGAUAGUACGAAUAAAGGUUUGAAUAGUGGAGCUAAGAGAAUAGCGCGAUGCCCGCAGACACAUCUUGUGCUACACCCACUUUCUCGCGAUUAUCGCAUGUUCAUACUUUAUCAACUGUUGCGCGGGGUGGGCUACAUGCAUUUAUGCGGUGUCAUUCACCGCGACAUAAAGCCGGACAACGUUAUGCUGGAUUGUAACUACAACGCACGAGUAUGUGAUUUUGGUCAAGGCCGUGACGCCUUUGCAAUGGAAUGGAAUGGAGUUCUUCAAACCUUUUUGGAUAACUGUACGCAGUGGUAUGCCGCGCCAGAGACACUGACGCUGGCCCAAGUCUCAUCUUCCUCCGGAUUUGUUUAUCAAAAGACGCUGCAUGCUGCGGACGUGUGGUCGAUUGGUUGCGUCGCAGCAGAGAUGCUUAUAGGACGGCCCCUCUUCUAUUGUCGACGCUUCGGUGGAGUCGGCCAACUGAACGCCAUUAUGAGCGUCCUUGGGGAGCUCUCUGAGAAGGACGCCGAACGUAUUUUGCAACUUCGCGACAAUGACACUAAAAAAGUUUUUAAGUGUGUCCUUCAACAGGAAAUGCAGCAGCAUGUCAAUAAUCCGUCUAGACUGAGGGGCUUGUUGCAGUCUCCAUACGGUGAUGUGGAUGAGGACGAGAUCAAGCUCAUUGAAAGUCUCCUCUGUUACGAUCCAAAUUGCCGCAUAACUAUUCAGGAAGCGCUUCAAAGUCCGUACUUCAUCAAGGAAGGAUAUGAACCUGUCAUUGACCCAAGCGACACGGCGACGCGCGUACGGGCGGUGGAGGCAAAUGAGAUUGUGGAUGCAGUGAAGGGGCGCAAGUUUCUCUGGUUACUCUUCCUGAAGCAUCACCCUGAAGUGGAUGAACUCAUUCGAACUCUGCACCUUCGGAGGAGUGGCAGCUCCACAGAGGACACGCAAAAUUCAUCCGCAGUAUAUACGCAAGACGCAGCGCUCCCACUGGAAUGA